GUGUGUUCAACAGGGCAGAUCUGGGGGGACAUGUCACAGCAAAAUGGGGUUUCUGCCUCUCUGGCGUCUAUAGAGACAGCGCCACCCACCCACGCAUUUCUGCGCACCACCACCACCACCACCACUUCGGGUUCGCUUUCAUCAGCGCCCUCACUCCAGCCCAUCACUGAUUCAUCCUCAGCAUUGUCCUCGUCGAAUACGACCCGAUCGUCGAGUACGCCGUCGAGAAGGGUGGAGAUACCGCGGCUUUCAGCGGCCACAACCGAAUUACUCGCACGAGUCACUGGAAGUCUAAAGGGCACACAGCAGAGAUAUGAUAAUAAAUUCAUCGGUUGGAACCCUCCAACUGGGAAUCGAUUUGUUGGAAACAACUUGAAUGGUUCUCGAACAGGCGCUAUGAGGGCCUCUUCGACUAUCAUCGAAUUGCCCACGGCACCAUUCACAUAUGCGAACAAUGCGGUGCCACCUGCGGCUUCCCCGAGUACUGUUACCCGGAGGUCUCCUGUGGAUCCUCCUGGAGGCCUGGUCAAUAUUGCACCAAAACCAUCGCCAGUGCCUCCAACUGCACCCACAAAUGAAUUAUCUGAAGUAUCAUCUAAUGGCUCUGUAUUAGCGCCGCCGCCGCCGCCGCCGCCACCACCACCAGUAACAGCACCACCGUCUAAAAAGCCCACGGCAGGAAGCUCUCGUAAUAGGAAGAGUAUCACGAAUGGGGCCAAGAACAAGAAGCGCCGCCGCAACAAGGACAGUGACGACGAGAGCGUCAUUCGGGCCGGUGAUUCUAGCAGCGACGAAUCUGAUGUUGCGCCGACAGCAACCCAGACCAAAUCUGGCCGACAGGUCAACCGACCCUCCUUGUAUGUGCCUCCGCCUUCGUUGCCGGCUGCUGCCAAAGAGACAAGCAACUCACUGGAGACGUCGGACAACACGCGUGGCUCUACGGCGGCAGCAAGUCGGAAACGUAAGCGCGUUCAACGCAGAGCGAAGGAUGUGAAUAUCACUUGUACCCGCUGCCAGAGGGGCCAUAGUCCUCUGAGUAACGCGAUUGUAUUCUGCGAUGAAUGCAAUGGGGCCUGGCACCAGUUAUGUCAUGAUCCUCCCAUCAGUGUAGAGGUUGUUACCGUCCAAGAGAAAGAAUGGUUCUGUGGAGAAUGCAAGCCUGUGCCGAUUACCAUUGUUCAGCCAACAGUUGUCAGGAGCAAUCCGUUCCUUGCGAAAACACAGCCAAUCCCUCAUCCGACUUCUUCCUUUACGGUGCCUCGAACUGAAGUAAGCGCGGGGAGCUACUCGGUCGAGGAACGGCGAGGGUUUCUAUCGGGAUUGUCGCAUGCAACACUUGUUGAGCUUCUUAUGAACAUAUCAGAAGGCAAUCAAAACCUGCCAAUGUUCCCCGCUAAUCUGAAGGACUGCCAGUCAUCAAACUUCUCAGUUCGUCCUGGCUCGUCAGCCGUGACAAGUACUUCUACCUCCGUCCAAGGGACUGUUCCGCAGACAAACGGUCUGGAAGCAUCUGCAACCACUUCGGAAGAAUCAGCUAGACCACCAACCGCAUCUGCACCGGAUGUCUUGACUGCUUCAUCUUCUCGAAGGAGAUAUGAAGAGUCUUCUGAUGAAGAGCCAGAGUAUGAGUUUCAAGAGCAUCGUCUGUAUCCACGCGCAGGCAACGGCUUCCGGCUACCUGUUGGGCUGGAUGACUUGGAUAUCCUCAGCGAGGAUCCUGCUUGUCCAACGUUCAGCUAUUCACUGCAUGGGCCUGCUCGAAUCCGAGCCCAGAUGAAACAAAACGUGCCAAUAUGGGGCUCGUGA
Molecule: messenger RNA, 1806 nt
Organism: Aspergillus uvarum CBS 121591
Lineage: Eukaryota; Fungi; Ascomycota; Eurotiomycetes; Eurotiales; Aspergillaceae
Product: phf1/phf2 family PHD finger domain-containing protein
Exons: 2
Biological process (GO): regulation of DNA-templated transcription; chromatin organization
Cellular component (GO): nucleus
Molecular function (GO): DNA binding; chromatin binding
Source: RefSeq, a predicted model, not a curated record